Serpula lacrymans var. lacrymans S7.9 is the source of this 1901-nucleotide messenger RNA. RefSeq lists its product as uncharacterized. NCBI's taxonomy places the organism in Eukaryota, Fungi, Basidiomycota, Agaricomycetes, Boletales, Serpulaceae. The annotation marks the transcript as partial. Gene Ontology annotation, molecular function: metallopeptidase activity. The record is from RefSeq and is a predicted model, not a curated record. The transcript is spliced from 8 exons.
GAACCUUCCUGUAGUCCUACUACACCUAGUAUAUACUGACAGUUUGUGUGGGGAUACAUGCUCGGCAUUUUCAUCUAUUUCGUGCCCUUUCUUUCAGUUCUCAAGCUCUGUAUUGCGGCACAAUGCUCUCAGCAAACUGCUCCCUAUGAACUUCUUCUCUGGCGUGACAAUCUCGAAGAAGGCCACUGUGCUUUUAUGUCUCUGCAAAAGACACAGAAACACAAAGGCAUCUCAUGCAACGGCACUGGGUAUAUUCGCGAACUAUCCUCGGUAGAGUCUGCCGGAGAAUUAGGUGAAAUAUUGCGGUUAAUUUCUAUGGACGAGGGUAUUCUGUUAGCACAGGUGCAGAUAGAAUGCUCUAAUCAUGCUUCUUUACACGGUGAAAUAAGGACAUCAUCAGCUGGUAUGUCUCACAACGGCGCUGGUGGCCCUUCCCAAGUGAUUCUGGCACCUCAGCAGCAUGAACAAGGUCUUCGUUCUGGGGUCGAACCUCCACCUCUCCAAGUGUCCAGCCUGAUCACUUCUGGGCCCUCUAGCAAUCGUGUAGAUCUUGUUUUCUUCUCCGAUGGGUACACUGAAGAGGAAUAUAAUAAAUUUAUCGAAGACGCAACAAGACUGGCACAGGAUGUCUCCGCAAACCAGACAUUCUAUACGGUCAAACCUCUUCUCAACUUCUGGGCUGCCUUCUCACCCAGCAAAGAGGUAGCAAGAUUUUUUGUCGUAUCAGUCACUCCUUUUGGUCUUUACCGCGAUGGAACCGAAUUGAGAGGCUUAUACUCCAGCAAACCCGAUACUGCUCUUGCUGCAUGCGAGUCACUGCAAGACAAAUGUGACUAUGCCAUCUUGUUAGGAAACGACCCACUCUAUGGAGGACUGGGCGGUGAAUUCACGACUAUCACGUCAUCUCUAGCCAACGGGGCUUUAGUCCUCAGACACGAACUCGGUCAUUCUAUUAUUGACGUUGGAGAAGAGUAUGAUGGCGGAUUUGCUUACUUUGGUGUUAACGCCGCAGACACUCUAUCCUCGGUGACAUGGUCGCACUGGCUGUCUGAUCCUGACACUCCACCACGCGAAGAGCGCUCUGUCUCACCCUUACAAGCUUACCCUUGGACAUUGCUAAACACCACCACCCCUUUUUCGACCAAUUUCACUUCAUCCGGCCAGUACAGCCAAUAUCUAGUGAAGUUCUCACUUUCUGGUGUGCCCGAAGAGAAAGACUUGGAUGUCUUACUUGAUGGGGCCAAUCUCGGAUGGACUCCUCCGAGGCAGGAUAUAGGUAUCGACCGAUGGCACUAUAACUUAGCCGGGUAUAGCGCUCUGAGCGAAGGCGAUCAUGAGCUACAGUUCAUUUUGAAGAAUGAAAACACUCAAGGGCAAGCUCAACUCUGCAGCGUGGAAAUCUUGGAAUUUGGUGAUGACUCUGAAUUCAAUAGUGGUAUCGGAUAUUAUGGUGCUUUCCCGACAUUCGAUCUCAACAACGAGACGACCUAUCGGCCGACUUAUGAAGGCUGUCUUAUGCGUAGCGUUACAUAUCCCAACUUUUGCAAGGUCUGCUUGGAAGGCCUAUGGCUCUCCCUGCUUAAGCGCGUGGAUCUCAUCGACAACGUCCGCGAAAGUUGCAUAAUGAAAUCCGCAUCAGAAGUCGACUCGAGCACAGAUCAAUUGUGGAAGAAGGUUCUCGAACUUGAUCUUGUCCCAUUGGCACAAUUAAGGCACAAUACAAUCGGCUUCACAGAGAGUUAUAAAAUAACAUGGUCGACAGGUGGGACUACCUUGGAACAAUUCACUAACCAAACGAGAAUAGAAGUGGAUGAUGAUAUGCUGUCAUACGAUAUUGACAUUGUGUUUUCAACGAACGAAGUCAGAAAGGAUGAUCAAGGUUGGCUGACGGCGAGUAGAUC